AUGGUGUCCGCUGCCUGGUUACGAUACCCUUCACUACUUACACUUGGCGUCCUUGUUUGUCGCGUCACUGCACAAUACGAAGGUGAUGUCCUUCGCUAUGUCGACCAACUAGUUGGUACAGCAAAUGGUGGACAUGCCUUCCCUGGAGCUAGUCUGCCAUACGGCAUGGCUAAGGCCGUGGCUGAUGUUGACGGCAGCGAAAACUAUGGUGGGUUUACUACAGAAGGAAGCAACGUCACUGGUUUCUCGCAUAUGCACGACUCUGGAACUGGCGGCAAACCAUCAAUGGGGAACUUUCCUCUCGUACCGCAAAUAUGUCAAGAUGAUGAUAUAAACAAAUGCAAGUUCUCGAAGGAGGAUAGAGCGGUCCAUUAUAUUGCCGAUAGUGUGAAAGCGAGGCCUGGAUAUUUUGCUAUCAAACUUAAUAAUGGUAUCGCUGCAGAAAUGACAGUUACAGAACAUGCUGCCCUAUACCACUUUGAUUUUCCCCAUAAUAAUGCCGAAUCAAAUGGAACGUUACCAGUGAUCCUUGUAGACCUGACCGACAUACAAGACUCAAGACAGAAUGCGGCCAUUUCGCUAGACGAGGAUACCCUUCGAGUCAAAGCAAAUGGGACUUUCCUGCCUAGCUUUGGAAUUGGAACCUACAAUUCUUUUGUGUGCGUUGACUUUUCUGGAGCAGAAGCAAAAGAUACCGGAAUAUACAUCAGCAACCGGGCAGGAACACUGCCCAAAGCUAUAUCUGUGGGGCGAGGAUUUAAUUUGUUCUAUAUCCAAGCUGGAACGUAUCUCCAAUUUCGAGCAUCGAGUAACGGACCAACUCGAGUUAGUGCCCGCGUGGGCCUAAGCUUCAUUAACGAGGACCAAGCCUGUAAGAACGCCGAGAAGGAAAUUCCGGGGUCCAAUUGGGACUUUGAAAAAGUCCGCACAGAUGCUGAGAGCGCAUGGAAAGAAAAGCUUGGCCUUAUUUCGUUGAAAUCUGGAGGCGUCAGCGAUAUCUUUCAACGGACGUUUUGGAGUGCGAUAUAUCGUUCUAUGAUCUCACCUCAGGAUUACACUGGGGAGAACCCACUCUGGCAAAGCAAAGAGCCAUACUUUGAUUCCUUCUAUUGCCUUUGGGAUUCGUUUCGCUCACAAAUCCCUUUACUCGCUAUCAUUGACCCCACCACUCUGGCGAAGAUGAUACGCAGCCUUCUUGAUACUUACAAGCACCAAGGGUGGCUACCAGACUGUCGCAUGAGUUUAUGCAAAGGCUUUACCCAGAGUGGAUCCAAUGCUGAUGUUGUGAUAGCUGAUGCGUAUGUGAAAAGCAUCAGUGACAACAUCGACUGGGACCUUGCAUACGAGGCUGUUGUCAAAGAUGCUGAAGUUGAACCAUCGGAUUGGUCUGUUGAAGGGAGAGGAGGACUCAUGAGCUGGAAGUCCGUUGGUUAUAUUCCCGCCCAAGACUAUGACUAUCUAGGAACCGGAAUCACAACACGCAGCAUCUCACGAACAGUCGAAUAUUCAUAUAAUGAUUACUGUGUUGGAGUGUUAGGGAAGGGGUUAGGUAAAGAACACGAGAAAUAUUUCCAGAGAUCUGGGAAUUGGCAAAACUUAUUCAAGGCAGACCAGACCUCAUUUAUAGAUGGGAAGGAUACAGGGUUCGUUGGAUUCUUUCAGCCGAGAUACUACAAUGGCACAUGGGGUUAUCAAGACCCAAUACUCUGCAGUAAUAUUGCCGCCUUUUGUUCCCUCACCUCGAACUCACAGGAGACUUACGAGUCAGGCAUAUGGGAGAAUCAAUUUUUCGUUCCUCACGACAUGUCUACAUUAAUCAACCUUCUUGGUGGCCGCUCCAAGUUUGUUGCUCGUCUAGACUAUCUCCACGAUUCAAACAUACUAUAUAUCGGUAACGAACCGUCCUUCCUAGCUACAUUCUUAUACCACUAUGCUGGCCGCCCUGCCCUAUCCGCCAAACGCGCACAUACCUACAUCCCUUCUCGGUUCAAUGACACGACCACUGGGGUACCUGGAAACGACGAUUCCGGGGCGAUGGGCAGUUUCACUGUCUUUGCAAUGAUGGGUUUGUUCCCCAAUCCAGGACAAAAUGUAUAUUUUAUCAUGCCUCCUUUUUUUGAAGCCGUCAGCAUCAAAAACCCAGUAACAGGGAAGAUUGCAACGGUACGAAAUGUCAAUUUUGACAGCAAGUAUGAAAAUGUAUACAUUCAACGAGCAACGUUAAAUGGAAAGGAGUACACUCGGAAUUGGAUUGGACACGAAUUCUUCCUAAACGGAGGAACACUUGAGCUUACUCUCGGAAAGGAAGAGAGCUCUUGGGGAACUGGACAGAAUGACGUUCCACCUAGCCUUGGAGCAGGCAUCAAGAGAGACGGACUCCGGUUUACGUAG
This is a messenger RNA of Trichophyton verrucosum HKI 0517, 2391 nucleotides long. RefSeq names its product alpha-1,2-mannosidase, putative subfamily. The record is from RefSeq and is a predicted model, not a curated record. Bases 1 to 2391 code for a protein of 796 amino acids. The transcript has 3 exons. Gene Ontology annotation, molecular function: carbohydrate binding; peptide-N4-(N-acetyl-beta-glucosaminyl)asparagine amidase activity. NCBI's taxonomy places the organism in Eukaryota, Fungi, Ascomycota, Eurotiomycetes, Onygenales, Arthrodermataceae. Gene Ontology annotation, biological process: protein deglycosylation; glycoprotein catabolic process; carbohydrate metabolic process. Gene Ontology annotation, cellular component: nucleus; cytosol.